This is a messenger RNA of Onychostoma macrolepis, 4867 nucleotides long. RefSeq names its product epsin 3b (gene epn3b). Gene Ontology annotation, cellular component: endosome; clathrin vesicle coat; plasma membrane. The transcript has 10 exons. The record is from RefSeq and is a predicted model, not a curated record. The coding region runs from base 283 to 2043 and encodes 586 amino acids. Gene Ontology annotation, molecular function: clathrin binding; phospholipid binding. Gene Ontology annotation, biological process: endocytosis. NCBI's taxonomy places the organism in Eukaryota, Metazoa, Chordata, Actinopteri, Cypriniformes, Cyprinidae.
UCUCUCUCUCUCUCUCUCUCUCUCUCUCUCGUGAUGACGGUGGUCUUGCCUCCACACCGCAUGUGUGAGCGUGUGUAGAUGGCUCAUCUCACCCACAUCACUGGAAACACUGCAGCAUCUUUAUUCUCGCACACAUCGACAGAUCUCUCCGUGUUUCUCCUCCCGUCGCUCCCUGGGUCCGGGUCCGUGUCCGUGGAUCGGUGUCGGUGGACCGCGGCUGCUCAGUGAGAUGCUGCAGCUCUGACCGUCUGGGAUCCGCUCGCUCACACUCUCGCUGUCGCCAUGACGACCUCGGCCCUGCGGCGGCAGGUGAAGAACAUCGUGCACAACUACUCAGAUGCAGAGAUCAAGGUGCGCGAGGCGACCUCUAACGACCCCUGGGGCCCGUCCAGCUCGCUGAUGUCCGAGAUCGCCGAGCUGACCUUCAGCGUGGUGGCCUUCAGCGAGGUCAUGGCCAUGGUGUGGAAGCGCCUCAACGACCACGGCAAGAACUGGAGACACGUCUACAAGGCGCUGACGCUGCUGGACUAUCUGGCUAAAACGGGCUCGGAGCGCGUGGCCCAGCAGUGCCGUGAGAACGCCUUCACCAUCCAGACACUGCGGGACUUCCAGUACGUGGACCGGGACGGGCGUGACCAGGGCGUGAACGUGCGCGAGAAGGCCAAGCAGCUGGUGGCGCUGCUGCGGGACGAGGAGCGUCUGAGGCAGGAGCGGGCGCAGGCGCUCAAGACCAGAGAGCGGAUGACGGGCGGCGGCGGGGUGAGCGGCGGGGUGAGCAGCGGGGUGAGCAGCGGGGCGAGCGGCGUUCCUCCGGCGUACCCCAGCAGACGCAGCAGCCAGCCCAGCAUGAGCGCGCUGUACGGAGAGGACUUCAGCCGCUCCAGAGGAUCACCGACCUCCUUCAACUCGUCCUCCUCGUCUCCUCGAACGUCUGAUCUGGAGCAAACUCGACCGCAGACGAGCGGAGAAGAAGAGCUGCAGCUACAGCUCGCGCUGGCCAUGAGCAGAGAGGACCAGCGGAGCCGUCAGGGGGACGACGCUCCUCUGCAGACAGCUCUGGAGGAGAGUAAAGGCGAGCGAGACUCGCGGCCUUCAGAGUCGGCCAUGAUUGAUCUGGUGGAUGUAUUCGGACCCACGCCUGCCGCGCCAGCCAGCGACGACCCCUGGGACACCCCGCCCACCUGCCCCGUGAACUCUGACCCCUGGGAGUCUGUCGCUGUAGUUAAGUCUAGUAACCCGGUGGCUGAUAGUCCCUGGACGGCCCGCCCUUCUUCCAGUAGCCCCGCCCACCCGUGGGGAACCCACCAAUCACCUCCUGAGCCCUGGGAUGCACCGCCUUCAAACUCCACCUCUAACAUGGAUGAUAAAGCCUGGAGGAGCCCAGCGCGACCAGUGUUGAGUGUGAAGGACCCGUUUACUAUUCCAGAGGAGGAGGAGCUUAGAGUGGAGGGGGAGGAGCCUAGAGCGGAGCAGCCGGGGCCAAACCAAGUUUUCAGCCCUCGCUGUGAGAGUCCUGCAGAUGCCGAUCAGUUCGGCGAGUUGGUGGUGGGUGUUCAAGUGAAUGGACGGGGAAAUGACAGUCCAGAGACCUUUGACCUCUCUCGCCUCGGGCCUCCUCUGGACGCAGUGACCCCCAGACUGUGCCGGACCCCUGAAGCAUUCCUCGGCCCCACCGCUGCCUCCCUCGUCAACCUGGACACGCUCAUUCCCACCAACCCGCCGGUCAAGAGCAAAAACCCCUUCCUGUCAGGUCUGAGCACACCGUCUCCCACAAACCCCUUCCACUGUGAGCAGCCCAGACUGACUUUGAAUCAGAUGCGUCCUCACUCCACGUCGCCGCUGCCGGCUCAUGCUCUGUCCUACAGCGCCUCCCUCCCUCUGCCCAUCCUGCAGCAGAAGCCCCAGACUCUGCCCUCGUCCUUCACACAGCCGCCCCACGGCCUGCUGGACCUGCCCAGCAACCUGCCACAGCCGCUGCUGCCCCUCACGCCCUCCACCCGACAAACACAGCACCCCGGCCAAAGCCACAACCCCUUCCUCUGAGGAACCGCACUUCCUCUGAAACCAUACUGAAACUUGAUUACAGCAAUUUGGUUUCAGUGUGAACUGACUGAAGAGCUGACUUAAAGCCAGAAGAAUGGGAAAUGGAGACUGAAACUGGAUUAUAGUGAUUCGGUUUCAGUGUGAACAGACUGAAGAGCUGAUAUAAAGCCAAAAAAGGGGAAACGGAGACUGGAACUGAUUUGGUGUUUGAUUUAAAGCCUAAAGAAUGAGAAAUGGAUACUUAAACGGGAUUACAGACUGAAAGUAGAUCAUAGUGAUUUGGUUUCAGAAUGAACAGGCUGAAGAGCUGAUUUAAAGGUGGGGUAAGUGAUUUCUAGUAGCCAAUGCUGAUAUUUGAAAUCACCAAAACAAACAUGCCCCUACCCCAAAAGGGUCCCUGUUUUGAUAGCUCCGGCCCCACACAUACAUACGAAACCCAGGAAACGAUUAGUUCUGUGAAACAAAGCAAAACCAAUGUUACUCACCUAUCGAGAAGAAACAAAGCAACCUCGGCGUCAGAUCGCAGGCCUUCCCGCUCCUUAGGUUCUCUCCAGCGCUGGAAAGCUGAUCUGAUAUUUACACGGGUCCUGCUUCUUGCCUUAUCAUCACACUGUGUCUACACCGGACGCGAGCGACAAGGCUCGACAAAAUACUAUAGAACUCAUGAUAAUCAGUGAUGCUGUCUACACUGGAUGGGACACGACAAAUCCCCGGCAGUAAACUGCUGCCACGAUCUGUUUAUGACACAUUGACACAAAUUUCGAAUGAUUUUCAACGGUCGCUUUAUCGCGUCCAGUGUAGACAGACUUUAGCUGUUGUGGCGCGGAGUCCGGUGUACACACAGUGUAAGCCUUCUUUUGUUCCACAGACGUUUUCCUCUUUUGUUUUUUAUCCGCCAUUUCUAUCUUUCUGUCGUCGCUCGGCUCAGCUAAUGUCCAUCAUGUGCACUGAGCGCUCUCUCCUCGCAUAAUGAGUAUACGCCCCUUACUGCUGAUUGGCUACAAGCUUGUUUUUGUACUGGGCCCGACUCAGUUUUCUAAAGCGUUUUUGAAAAAAACAUACCCCACCUUUAAAGCCUAAAGAAAGAGAAAUGGAUACUGAAACUGGAUUACAGCAAUUCUGUUUCAGUGUGAAUAGACCGAAGAGCUAAUCUAAAUGCAAAAGAAUGAGAAAUGGAGACUGAAACUAGAUUAUAGUGAUUUGGUUUCAGUGUAAAUAGACUGAAGAGCUGAUUUAAAGCCUAAAGAACGAGAAAUGGAGACUGAAACUGGAUUACAGCAAUUCGGUUUCAGUGUGAACAGACUGAAGAGCUGAUUUAAAGCCAAAAUAAUGGAAAACGGAGACUGGAACUGGAUUAUAGUGAUUCAGUUUCAGUGUGAAGGGACCGAAGAGCUGAUCUGAAGCCUAAAGAACAAUUCUGGACCUGUUUUUGAUGAAAGUACUUUUCCUAUACGAUGAUACACAUUUAAUGCUGGCUAACUUUAUUAUUUUAUGUGCGUGCGUCUAUAUUCUGCGUGAUAAUAGCUCAGCCUGGUUUAUCACAUUUAUAUCGAGCUUAAAGUCAACAUGAAAUCAAAACUGACUCUGUUUACUUUCCUAACACAAUCCUGGUAUUAUUGUGCACUUAUGUCAUCGAUGCAUGUUAUUUCAAAAACUUUCGGUCAUAAUCAAAAUACGAUAACAUGCUCUGACCCAAAACAUUUUUUUCAAUCUUUUAGAUGCCACAGACCCCAAAAAUAUAAUCAUCCUCAUGUAAGAGAACCCCAUUAUACAUUUUUAAAUACAGAGAUAUAUAAAAUAAUCUUAAAUGAUAGCCAAAUAGUUACCUGGGCAUUCUUAAGACUACUAAUGUAGGUAGUUUUUCUUUAAUAGUUAACAUAGUAACUUAAUGCUGGCUAGUAUAAUGCAAAUGACAGCAAUAAUAGCCAUUCUGGUAUGCAACGUCCACUUUCUACCAUCUACUCAAAUCCCGAUGGAUAAAAUCCAAUCUGAAUAUCCAGAAUUAGGGCACAUUAUGGGUCGUGAACGUCAUUUCAUGUUGACUUUAUGACGUUGGCUCGAUGCUUUGCUCUUCUGCUGCACAGGAUCAGCAUGCUGCUAAUGAACUUACGGAGGGGUUAAAUGUCAAUAAUUCAGUCAAAAACAACCUACACUGUCUAAACGGGGGUACAUUUCAGGAACACAACAGAACUAAUGAAUCUUCACCAGGAACAAACUCACCGUCCUCCCCUCGUUCCUCAAACAUCUCCCUCCUUGUUUCCUUUCUGUUGCCUUCAAUCGAUGGAUCUGAUGAGUGAUGAGAUCCGGCACUGAUUGUAACCGAGCUCCUCCACGUGCCUGUCUCACCGACAGUCCCACAAUGCACUGGGGCUGGCGCCUCACUUCCUGUUCGGAUCUCAGGUGCGGCGCCCACAGGAACCUGCAUAGCCAAUUAAAACUCACUGACACCGUCUGUCUGAAAGGGACGUGUUUUAUAAUCGCUACGGACUCGAUAUAAGUCAAUGCUGAAUUAUCUGAUGCUGUUAUUUCCUCCACUCAGAAAAGUGAUUGAAGAACAAGUACCAGCUUUACUGUUAAUCACUGCUAUUGAGUAUGCCAUCCAGUUUGUCCUAGUAAAGGAGAACCAGGUUAAUCGUUUAAUCUACUAUGAGUUAAAUGGUGUAUAUUAAAGGCACUAAUAAAUGAAUGUUAUUCACUUUUAUCACUAUUUUUCCCCUCAGCUCUCAUAUGUGCAUCAUGUGUCCAGCAGAUUGAUUAUGAUUGUGGGAAAAUGAAUUAUGAAUAUAGAUCAAUAUUUCAGUGAUGUACAAUUAAAUAAAGGAGU